This is a messenger RNA of Triticum turgidum subsp. durum (durum wheat), 759 nucleotides long. The record is from the annotation of a GenBank genome assembly. NCBI's taxonomy places the organism in Eukaryota, Viridiplantae, Streptophyta, Magnoliopsida, Poales, Poaceae.
AUGGGCGGCACCACGGUGCUCCCGCCGUCUCUGCUCCCGCGUCGUAGCGCCGCCGCCUCCGCCGACCUGCACUCCUGCUCCUCCCGCGUGCGUGUGAACCCCGCCUUGAUGGCGAACCCCGCGGCUGCCAUGAAGCCAAAGCGCCCCGGAUCCGUGCGCGGCGAGCAACUGCCGCCGGCGAAGCGCGUACGCGGUGCCUGCUCCGGGGGCCAGCUCCAUGUCGCCGUCCCCGCCAACAUCAAGAACGGCAGCAAGCUUCCGUCUCCCAGCAGCGGCAAGGAUCCGCUCCACUCCUCCGCAAUCAAGAACCAGGUCGCCGAAUCUCCGGACAGCUCGACGCAAUCGAAGCCGCCGAUCAGCAUUCGCCAACUGAUCGAGAACGCUCGCCUCGUCAUGGAUUGGGCGCACCCUGCAGCCGAAGAAGAGGCCAGCCGUCGGCGGCACAUCGAGCGCAGCAGAGCGGAGGCCCGGCGAAAGGUGGAGCGGAUGGCGGACACGGUGCAGUUCAACGACCCCUGGAUCCAUUACUCCGACGUGACCAAGUCCCCUGAGGAGCUGCUCAAAGCAAGACAGCACGCAUGGCGUUAUCAAGCUCACCUCCCGAGAUGGCUCGUCGACGGGACUUUGCUCAAGCGAUGCAAAUCCACGGUUGAGCGCUCGGGUGAUCGAAGCAGAGGAAGAAAUCAUCAGCAGUGCAGGCUUGCUGGUGGUAGUCUUGCAUCAGAGGAAGCAAAGCAGAGGAAGCAGAGGAAUCAUUAG